Messenger RNA from Cicer arietinum (chickpea), 1729 nucleotides. Its product is annotated as probable aquaporin NIP5-1. Lineage: Eukaryota; Viridiplantae; Streptophyta; Magnoliopsida; Fabales; Fabaceae. The record is from RefSeq and is a predicted model, not a curated record. Gene Ontology annotation, cellular component: membrane. Gene Ontology annotation, biological process: transmembrane transport. Gene Ontology annotation, molecular function: channel activity.
AAGCAAAGCAAAAGCAACUCAUAGACGCCAUAUUCAUAGCACUUUCCGAGAACACAAUUUUAUAAUCCAUAAAAUAAAAUGUUAUAAACUUAUAACAACUCUUCACUUCAUAAUUCUCCAUUACCCACUUUUCCGACCAUUAGUUCUCUCCUCCACCUUCAACCACGUUUUUGCCUUUCUCUUUUCUUCCAAAUUGGAUCACAACCUUCAUCACAAGUUUUCCUUUUAUUCCAUUCCAACCUUAACCACAAUUACAUCAUGCAACUUUGAUCCAAAUUACUCAUCAAAAUCCCAUAUAUAUAUAUAUAUAUAUGUUCCAUUUCUUAAUUAAUUCCACAAUUGAAUAAGUUCUAACCUGGAUCCCUUCUCUUCUUCCAUUCCUUAGAAUAAAAUUUAUAAAAACCAUCCAAUUAUGUAACUGUACCCUUUCGCACCUUAAAUCUCACAAAAAAAAAACACAAAAAAAAAAAAUUAUUUCUCCUUACGUUUGAAGAAUUAUGUAGUGUUGUACAUCCACUAUUCUAUCAACCUAUCUUUUUAUUUUUAUUCGAUAAAAGAAAGAAAAGAAAAAAAAAAGAAUGCCGGGAUUGGAGACGGGGACACCGACGGCAGCGUCGACGCCGGCGACACCGGAUACUCCGGGAGGUCCACUAUUUUCAUCGGUGCGAGUUGACUCAUUGGACCAACGUGAAUCGUUUGGAAUGGGUAGGUGCAACAAUUGUUUUCCGGGUAAAAGUAAUGGAGGUUGCAUCAAUAUCGCCGAUUUCUCUGCUAGUGUUUCUCUCACUCAAAAGAUUGGAGCAGAGUUUGUAGGGACAUUCAUAUUAAUAUAUGCAGCAACAGCAGGACCAAUAGUGAACAACAAAUACAAUGGAGCAGAAUCACUUAUGGGAAAUGCAGCUUGUGCUGGAUUAACAGUUAUGUUCAUUAUUCUCUCAAUUGGUCACAUCUCAGGUGCACAUCUCAAUCCAUCACUCACAAUUGCGUUCGCUGCGUUUCGCCAUUUCCCUUGGGCACACGUUCCUGCCUACAUUGCUGCACAAGUUUCUGCUUCUAUUUGUGCUUGUUAUGCUCUCAAAGUUGUUUACCAUCCUUUCCUUACUGGUGGUGUCACUGUCCCUACUGUUAGCAUUGGUCAAGCUUUUGCAACUGAGUUUAUCAUCACUUUUAUUCUCUUGUUUGUUGUCACUGCUGUUGCCACCGAUACUCGCGCGGUUGGUGAAUUAGCUGGUAUUGCUGUUGGGGCUACAGUUUUGCUCAACAUUCUCAUCUCAGGGCCAACCAGUGGUGGUUCGAUGAACCCGGUGCGCACCUUAGGUCCAGCAGUUGCAGCAGGAAAUUACAAACAUAUCUGGAUAUAUUUAGUGGCGCCGACGCUCGGUGCUCUUGCUGGUUCUGGAGUUUAUACGCUUGUCAAGCUGCGUGACAACGAAGCUAAUCCAGCGCAAUCGGUUAGAAGCUUCCGUCGCUAGAUCUGGCUGCGGCACUGCUCUCUAGUCUUUACCAUACCCUACUGCUCAUGUUUCAAACUCCUUGUAUGAUAAAUAAAAUGUGGGGACUUCUUGUGAUCAAGUGUGUAAAUUUAUGUGUGUUUUGUUUAUGUGUUAUAUCAUGUGUCAUGGAAAGUUUGUUUGGUGGAUAUGGAUUUUGUAAAGAGCUGGUUAUAGCCAUGCUUUGUGUAUUGAUUGAUGCACUCUAUAAUGAAUUAUGUGUUUUGUUGUGUGUAACA